UUUAUUUUUCUCCGACAAAAUCGCUAUCCAUCCCUGACCGACUGAUUGGCUCGGCUGGUCGAUGCUGAUUAUUUAUUGGCGAAGCCCGAUCUCUCUUGCACUCACUGUUAGCUGGCCCGGCCGGCCUCCUUUCGCUGCACACACACACCGGCGCCGCUUCCCUUCGCCUUCGCGUGCUCCGAUGGCGACGCCGUUGACGGCAGCUAAUUGCUAUCCACCCCUGACGAUUCUCCUCCUCGUCGUCUUCCUCCCCCUGGCCGUCGCCUCGACGAGGGGCGAUAGCGGCGGCGGCGGCGGGUACGACGUCGUGUCGGUGACCCAGUCGGGGAGCGCUCUGUCGGCGCGGCUGGAGCUUGCGCUCGCCGACGAGACGCCGGUGGACGCGGCGGUCGGGACUGGUGUCCAGAGGCUCCGCCUCACUGCAAGGCAAGUGUGUUGUGGAUAUGAUACGAUACGAUCCAUCCAUGCGUAGGCAGCCAGUUAACUAGGAUUUGGAAGCAUGGCGACUUGAUGAGCCUUAGCUUCAUGAUCUGCUAAAUAGACCGGUCGAAAGCGCCGUGCUGUGUCAGUUCAGCAGACCAGUGUCCUUCCUCUGAAGAAACCAAGGAUCUGUUUUAUUUAUUUUUCUCCGACAAAAUCGCUAUCCAUCCCUGACCGACUGAUUGGCUCGGCUGGUCGAUGCUGAUUAUUUAUUGGCGAAGCCCGAUCUCUCUUGCACUCACUGUUAGCUGGCCCGGCCGGCCUCCUUUCGCUGCACACACACACCGGCGCCGCUUCCCUUCGCCUUCGCGUGCUCCGAUGGCGACGCCGUUGACGGCAGCUAAUUGCUAUCCACCCCUGACGAUUCUCCUCCUCGUCGUCUUCCUCCCCCUGGCCGUCGCCUCGACGAGGGGCGAUAGCGGCGGCGGCGGCGGGUACGACGUCGUGUCGGUGACCCAGUCGGGGAGCGCUCUGUCGGCGCGGCUGGAGCUUGCGCUCGCCGACGAGACGCCGGUGGACGCGGCGGUCGGGACUGGUGUCCAGAGGCUCCGCCUCACUGCAAGCCUCGAGACGGACAGCCGGCUGCGCGUGCGCAUCACCGACGCGGACCACCCGCGAUGGGAGGUGCCGCAGGACAUCCUCCCGCGCCCGGCGCCGGAGGACGUCCUCCACGACGCGCCGCCCGCCUCCUCGACGCCGCUCCAGGGCAGCCGCGUCCUGUCCGCCACGGGGUCCGACCUCGUCCUCACCGUCCACGCCUCCCCGUUCCGCUUCACCGUGUCCCGCCGCUCCACCGGCGACGUCCUCUUCGACACCGCCCCCGGCCUCGUCUUCCGGGACAAGUACCUGGAGGUGACGUCGGCGCUGCCGGCCGGCCGGGCGUCGCUGUACGGGCUGGGCGAGCAGACGAAGCGCUCGUUCCGGCUGCGGCACAACGACACCUUCACGCUCUGGAACGCGGACAUCGGCGCGGCCUACGUGGACGUCAACCUCUACGGCUCGCACCCCUUCUACAUGGACGUGCGGCCGCCGGGGACCGCGCACGGCGUGCUCCUGCUCAGCAGCAACGGCAUGGACGUGCUCUACGGCGGGUCCUACCUCACCUACAAGGUCAUUGGCGGCGUCCUCGACUUCUACUUCUUCGCCGGCCCCUCGCCGCUCGCCGUCGUCGACCAGUACACCCAGCUCAUCGGCCGCCCUGCCCCCAUGCCGUACUGGUCCUUCGGGUUCCACCAGUGCCGGUACGGGUACCUGAACGUGUCUGACCUGGAGCGCGUGGUGGCCGGCUACGCCAAGGCCAGGAUCCCGCUGGAGGUGAUGUGGACGGACAUCGACUACAUGGACGGGUUCAAGGACUUCACCCUGGACCGCGUCAACUUCACCGCCGCCGAGCUCCGGCCGUUCGUCGACCGGCUUCACCGGAACGCCCAGAAAUACGUCCUCAUCCUAGACCCAGGGAUCCGCAUCGACGCGACGUACGGGACGUUCGUCCGCGGGAUGCAGCAGGACAUCUUCCUGAAGCGGAACGGCACCAACUUCCUCGGCAACGUGUGGCCGGGCGACGUCUACUUCCCGGACUUCAUGCACCCGCGCUCCGCCGAGUUCUGGGCGCGGGAGAUCUCCCUCUUCCGCCGGACCAUCCCCGUCGACGGGCUGUGGAUCGACAUGAACGAGAUCUCCAACUUCUACAACCCGGAGCCGAUGAACGCGCUCGACGACCCGCCCUACCGGAUCAACAACCACGGCGACCACCGCCCCAUCAACAACAAGACGGUGCCGGCCUCCGCCGUGCACUACGGCGGCGUCACCGAGUACGACGCGCACAACCUCUUCGGCCUCCUCGAGGCCCGCGCCACGCACCGCGCGCUGCUGAGGGACACCGGCCGCCGCCCCUUCGUGCUCAGCAGGUCCACCUUCGUCGGCUCCGGCCGGUACACGGCGCACUGGACUGGCGACAACGCCGCGACGUGGGGCGACCUCCGCUACUCCAUCAACACCAUGCUCAGCUUCGGCCUGUUCGGCAUGCCCAUGAUCGGCGCCGACAUCUGCGGCUUCAACAACAACACGACAGAGGAGCUCUGCCGUCGGUGGAUCCAGCUCGGCGCCUUCUACCCGUUCUCGAGGGACCACUCGGCGAUCUUCACCGUCCGGCGAGAGCUGUACCUGUGGCCGUCGGUGGCGGCGUCGGCGAGGAAGGCGCUCGGGCUCCGGUACCAGCUGCUGCCUUACUUCUACACGCUCAUGUACGAGGCGCACACGACGGGGGCGCCCAUCGCGCGGCCGCUCUUCUUCUCCUACCCGCAAGACGUCGCCACGUACAGCGUGGACAGGCAGUUCCUGCUCGGCCGCGGCGUGCUCGUCUCGCCGGUGCUCGAGCCGGGCGCCACCACCGUCAACGCCUACUUCCCCGCCGGCCGGUGGUUCAGCCUCUACGACUACUCCCUCACCGUCGCAACGAAGACCGGUCAGCACGUCACGCUCCCGGCGCCGGCCGACACGGUGAACGUGCACGUGGCCGGCGGCACCAUCCUGCCGCUGCAGCAGAGCGCGCUGACGACGUCGCGCGCGCGCCGGACCGCGUUCCACCUCCUGGUCGCGCUCGCGGAGGACGGCACGGCCAGCGGGGACCUUUUCCUGGACGACGGCGAGUCGCCGGAGAUGGGCGGUAGAAGCGAUUGGAGCCUGGUAAAGUUCAGCUGCGCGACGGGGAGCGACGGGGCCAUCAAAGUGAGGUCGGAGGUGGUGCACAACUCGUACGCACAGAGCAGGACGCUGGUGAUCAGCAAGGUGGUGCUCAUGGGCCACCGGUCGCCCGCGGCGCCGAAGAAGCUCACCGUCCACGUCAACGGCGCGGAGGUGGAUGCGAGCUCGCCAGCCGGCACACGGUACCAGAACGCAGGAGGACUCGGCGGCGUCGCCCACAUCGGCGGGCUGUCACAGGUCGUCGGGGAGGAGUUCGAGCUGAAGGUCGCCAUGUCCUAUUAAGAUUUAGGCAAUUUGUGAUUUGGAGCAUAACAUUAAUUGAAUAAAGAAGACGAGAAAUUAAAGCCCAGAUGAAUGGCUUCAAUUCGAAAAUGAGGAUAUAAUGGCAUGUUUCUGACGGUUUUUUUUU
Molecule: messenger RNA, 3592 nt
Organism: Triticum dicoccoides
Lineage: Eukaryota; Viridiplantae; Streptophyta; Magnoliopsida; Poales; Poaceae
Product: alpha-glucosidase-like
Exons: 4
Coding region: 679-3465 (928 amino acids)
Biological process (GO): carbohydrate metabolic process
Molecular function (GO): carbohydrate binding; hydrolase activity, hydrolyzing O-glycosyl compounds
Source: RefSeq, a predicted model, not a curated record